AUGCCAAGGCGUUCGAAACACCUACUUCGGCUACAAGAUGUUGAGGUUCGCCUGGACGGAGAGCAACUGAGGGCCUCCCGGAAGGAACCCCCUCCACCUAAGCCGAGGGACAUGUCGCAGGAACGUCCUCCACCAAUGGAGGAGAAGGAAGCAUCGUCCCCAUCUAUCUGGCCCGACGGAGGUCACCCAGAGCCACCAACGCCUCCACGUCCCCGACCCCCAGUGGCACCCCACUCCGGUCAUCGAGACCCGGGUCCCUCAACGCGGAGGCCAGGAAAAAGUCCCCAUGUGCAUUUGGUGAGUUCCAACUCAAAGAAUUGCUUUUAUGUGGAUGAAAUUUGCGAGUUGCACAAGAAAAACCAAAAGUUGGAAGCCACGCUAGAGAACAUGCAGGAGGUCUUAAACGACCUUCUGCAAGGAAAGUUGAGCCUACCCGUUCCAAAGCACAAGGAGAACGAACGAGAAAGAGGGGAAAUCGCUAUCCCCGUGGACGAUGGGAGAAUCCAGCUCUCCACCAGUAACACCCCCCAGACAAAGUACCAUGAGGGACCGAGACCGACAAAAUACCCCCAAGAGCAAAGACAGAGGAACAACGAUGGUCUCAGGAACGAGCCUGAAGUCACCUCUAAGGAAGCGAUGCCUGACCUAAGAGAAGAGCUCAAUGGGAAGAGGUUAGCAGUGAGGACAACACCCCCUGUGGCCCCUCCGAAGGACAGAGAAAAGAGAAAGGGGAAUCCCACUGAGAUAAGGGACUCCUUACAUAAGAGGCGACAAGAGCUAGACACCGAGAUGAGGAGUCUUCGGAGCAAGAUUACCACGGCGUCAGGGGGGCACCUUAACGAUGAAGAAUUCAACUACGAGUCACCUUUCUCACGAGAAAUCCAGUUGGAGUGA
Humulus lupulus (European hop) is the source of this 894-nucleotide messenger RNA. RefSeq lists its product as uncharacterized. The coding region runs from base 1 to 894 and encodes 297 amino acids. The transcript has a single exon. The record is from RefSeq and is a predicted model, not a curated record. NCBI's taxonomy places the organism in Eukaryota, Viridiplantae, Streptophyta, Magnoliopsida, Rosales, Cannabaceae.